Messenger RNA from Magallana angulata, 6206 nucleotides. RefSeq names its product polypeptide N-acetylgalactosaminyltransferase 5-like. NCBI's taxonomy places the organism in Eukaryota, Metazoa, Mollusca, Bivalvia, Ostreida, Ostreidae. The transcript is spliced from 13 exons. Gene Ontology annotation, cellular component: Golgi apparatus. The record is from RefSeq and is a predicted model, not a curated record. The coding region runs from base 586 to 2514 and encodes 642 amino acids.
UGCACGUUUCACAGCUAAGGUGUCGUGUUUGCUGAUCAAGACUUUAAAUGUUCAGUGAUUGAGCUCGCAAUAGCGCUGAUAAAAUCAUUUUUAGAUUCAGUCUCGGCAGUGUAUCACUGAGCAGUAUUGAUUUUUUCAAAAGUUUUACCUUAGAAGUAUCGCAAUUUUUUUCGAUAACCUUUAAAGCAUCAUGCACAGUUUGCCCUGGUUGACACAAUAUCUUUAUCCAUUUAUAUCAAGCGGUGCAACGAAAAAACUGCGUAUUAUUUUCUGCUGUCCGCAGUUGCACGAUAAAAUCCUAGCUCUCGAUCUGUUCAGGUAUUCAAGGAACCACAAGCCCUAAUAGUAGUACCUGUAUUUGCUUUGGAGUGGACAUUUACGUUGACAUGUGUGACUGAGGGUCGGAAGCUCCUACCUCGUUAUCCAGACCAUUUGUCCACCGGAACCGUGUCACUGGACACUGUGCCAGAGAGUGCUUUAUUCAGGUCAAGAUAAAAAGAGCAAGAUGUCUUGACACCACACACUGCAAAGGGAAAGAACUCCUUAUUUGACAGAACUUAAGAUCUCAGCAAUAAUCGUGACACAAUGGCCAGCUUCUACCGAAGAAAACGGGGUCUCAUUUUCAAAUUCAUCAUCGGAAUUCCAGCCUUAUGGUUCUUAAUUGUGAUAUUUACAACAUAUCAGGGCAAGCUCUCGAACAGUGACAGUGACACUGAGAAACGUCAGGAACGCGAAGUGAUCCACAGAGAAAAAGACAUCGUUCCCCCGCCCGAUAAUCAUAUACAUUUUGGUGAUGGUGAUAAAUUAAGACACGAUCGCAAAAUUCACGAAGAGGAGAAGCAGAAUUUGGCGAAUAAAAUUCAGUUAGACAUGCACGAGAAUAGGCAACAGCGAGAAGAUACUGGGCGUGGGUCUGCCAAAAAGGACGAUACGCUACGGUACAAACAGAAGCAAUCCUUGCCAGAGAGGCCUUACGUGGACCCAAAUGCACCAGGUGAGGGUGGCAAGGCGGUGGUGAUAGACAAGGACAAGCUGUCUCCAGAGGAGAAGAAGAAGUUUGAUGACGGCUGGCAGAAGAAUGCGUUUAACCAGUACGCCAGCGACAUGAUCUCGCUGCACCGCUCCCUACCCGACGUCCGCGACCCAGAAUGUAAGGACUUGAAGUACAAAGACAAUCUGCCGGACACGAGCGUGGUGGUGUGUUUCCAUAACGAGGCUUGGUCCGUUCUUCUGCGUACAGUACACAGCAUCAUCGACCGAUCCCCUCCCCACCUGCUCAAGGAAAUCAUCUUGGUUGAUGACUUCUCAGACAUGGACCACCUGAAGCAACCAUUGGAAGAGUAUGCAGCCAAGCUGCAAAAGGUCAAGGUCGUGAGAACAAAGAAAAGGGAGGGGCUGAUCCGGGCGCGUCUCCUUGGUUACUCCGUGGCAACAGGAGAGGUGCUGACAUAUCUGGACUCGCACUGUGAAUGCGCUGAAGGUUGGCUCGAACCUCUCCUAGAUCGAAUUGCAGAAAACAAAUCCAUUGUCGUUUGUCCCGUAAUCGAUGUAAUCGAAGACGACUCCUUCAAAUAUCAGUAUGGCAAUGCCAGAGCCACAAGUAUCGGGGGUUUUGAUUGGAACAUGCAGUUUAACUGGCAUGCGAUCCCCGAAUACGAACGCAAGCGCAGAAGUUUCAAAGAUUACCUCCCUGUCAGGUCGCCCACGAUGGCCGGAGGUCUUUUCUCCAUCAGUAGAGAAUAUUUUACGGAACUUGGUACCUACGACCCUGGAAUGGAUAUCUGGGGAGGAGAAAACUUAGAACUGUCAUUUAGAGUCUGGAUGUGUGGUGGUACCUUAGAAAUCAUUCCAUGCUCUCAUGUUGGUCACAUCUUCAGAAAGAGAAGUCCGUACAAGUGGAGGACUGGUGUCAAUGUUGUCAAGAAAAACUCAAUCCGAUUGGCCGAAGUUUGGAUGGAUGAAUACAAGAACUAUUAUUAUGAAAGAUUCAACUAUGAUCUGGGAGAUUACGGAGAUGUCACUGACAGAAAGAAGCUCCGGGAACGUUUGCAGUGCCAUAGCUUCGACUGGUUCGUCAAAAAUGUCUACCCAGACCUGUUUGUUCCAGGGGAAGCCAUUGCUUCUGGAGAGAUCCGCAGCAAGGCCAAGCCAAUGUGUAUCGACAGUGCGGUGGAUAACCACAACUACCACAAACCGGUCAACAUGUGGCCUUGUCACAACCAGGGGGGCAACCAGUAUUGGAUGUUGAGUAAGAACGGAGAAAUCCGUCGAGACGAUGGAUGCCUGGAUUAUUCUGGAGGAGAGAGCGUUAUUGUUUAUCCGUGCCACGGUCAGAAAGGAAACCAGGAGUGGCAAUACAGAGAGGACAACUCCAUUUACCAUGCCAACACACAGAAGUGUAUGGAGACCAGCGUGGACGGUCAGAAGCUGACCAUGAAGACUUGCACAGGAAUAGACAGACAGAUCUGGACCUGGAAGAGGAAGUCACCUAGUGGGAUAAUCAGGAACAACUAAGGGGCAGACAACUACUGCUGCUGUGGUGUGAAGGGUUCUCUCCCUUUGGAGAGAGAAAUAUUCACCCACCAAAAAAAAAUGUUCAACUGCCAAACCCCAAUAUUUGGGAUAACAGUUUAACAUCAUACUGCUUAAACAACAUGUGUGAUAAACUUGAUUGUAUAUUUGAAAAAAAAAGAAAGAGGAAUAUUUUUCUAUGCAAACAGUAUUUUUCUAUGUUGAUGUGACGAUGGUUUCUUAGUCGUAAGCACUUUGCUAGAUCUGUGAUUUUUUACUGUAUGCCAUUAAACUGCAGGAGGGAUAGAAGAGGAAAUACAUUGUCAUUAGAGAAAAAAAAAUCAUGUUUAUAUCAACUUGUGUCAGUUUGCAGAUUUCAUUGAAAUUGAUGGCUGAUGAAGAUGUAUUCAUAUAUCUUAAAGAAGUCAGUCAUUCAAAGAAGGAAAUAUGCUAACUUGACAGUACUUUAAACAUAAUGUACUUAUAGCUUUAGAUUUUUGGAAUCUAGAAAGUACUUUAAUUUUAAUUCAAAAUAUUGAAUUAAAAAUUAAUUUGCUCAGAUGAUAAAGCAAAUGAAUUUUUUCAUAGGUAUUCAAAAAUUUUGAGAUGAAAUAAAGUCUCUGUUAUAAUCAGUUAUUUUCGUUUUGGGUUAUUAAUCAUGUUUCAAUGCUUUAUCAUACAAACUAAUGUAUAAGGUACCUGCCAGAGUUUUAUUGCAAUAGUCAUUUAAUUUUUCAAAGUUGUGGUCAAGCUUAUAAGAUCUAAUUGGUGCUAGUUAGUUAAGAAUUGUAUUGUUCACAUUUUGCGAUAAUUAUGUUUGUCAUACACAGAAGUCUGUGAUUUUUUGCCAGACAUUCCUGCCCCAUUGUUGUUGAUUUUGCUCAGAGAAUCACAAACUACACAAAAAGUUGACUUUAAAGUUGAUUAAAGGAUAUGCUUGUUUGUUAAAACUAUCUUAAAUUAUAUAUCUGUGUUUUAAUUGUCGGCUACAAAAUAUUUUAGCAAAAUAUUCAAAGCGUUGUUUUUCUUGUUGAAGAUUGUUCAUACAUGUGUAUUUAUUUAUCACUUUUUUUUUCUUAAGAGAAUAUUUCUUCAAAUAGCUUCAGUAUUUUUUCUGUAUACCGGUAUCUUAAUGGACACAAUAUACUAACAUAGCCUUAUCUUGAAGUAGUGUACAAUGUAUAACUGGUUAUCAAUGCAGACGUGUUAAGAUCCAAAAAGGACAUACAUUUGUUCUUUGUUAUUUUUUGCAUUCUUAAACCAAUGACUCAAAUUUUAAAUUAGAAUAAGUAUAUAAUUUCUCUUUGGCUAUUUACCUUUUGAGAUACAAAACUACCCCUUUAUCUCCUGAAAAUUCCACUUAAACACACAAUAUUUGAUCUUCAUUUGUGGGAUUUUUCAAGUGUAUGCAUUUGGCAUUUAGCUUGGUUUUGAAUAUGAAGUCAAAUUGACUAAUAUUUUAUUGACUUUUAAUUCUUUUUGACAAACCUCUAUGAAUACAUGAAGGAGAAGUCCAGAUUGUCAAACUUUUAGCAGAUAGCUUGCAUUUCUUACUGCAUAGACCCAGCUAAAGGUCUUGGACGGUUUUGUUGUAGAAUUUUAGGGGUCCAAGCUUUAAACAUCCCUUUAUCCAGCCUUUAUUUGCAAAAAAUAUGCAUAUAUAUUAUGGACAUGCCAUCCACUUAAGGUCAAACUGUGUGUCUGCUUAAAGCCUUAAGUAUAGAAAGAAAAGUCUCCUUUAUACCAUACAUUCCAUGUUUGUUUUUUACUUUGUGUAUAAUGAAGAGUAUAUAUUUACUUUGAUGUUGUUAUAUGCUAUUGAAUAAUGUGGAACGUGUUUGGUUUUGUAUAUUUUAAUGUAUAUAUAUGUAAGAAUUAGUAUUACAUACUUCUUUAAUCAGUACCAAUGAAAUCCAAUACCCAUUGUGUUAUAUAUGUGAUUCUGUAGAAGUGGGCGAAUAUUUGAGAUAAUUAACUUAAUUGGCUAUUUCUUGUUUUUUUGUUUUUGAAAGUAUGUAUUAAUUUGCAUAUGUUACAUGUACUAGAGGCUGUGCCCUGUGUGUAUUCUGACCAGAUAUGACUGACCAGAUUAUAUAAUCCACCCUCUCUCUCUCUCUCUCUUGCUCUCUCUCUCUCUGUCUCUGUUGAAAGGAGAGCAAGAGCCAACGUAGGUUAAUGUAAUGGAUACUUUAAAUAUCUGUCACCUGUUUUGUUCAGUCUGCUUAGUUUGGUCUAGAAUUUGUUCUGUUUGCUUUACACAUGUGGUUGAUCUGCAAAUACAAGUUAAUUGGAAUACAUGUAAUCAAUUUGGAAGCACAUUUACUUAUGUUUAUCUAUCGGACACCUUUUUUAUUUUUACAACAAUCCUACUUAAGGAGUGUGGGUAUCCAUUAAAUCUGUCCAAAAAAAGUUAAUGGUAAUAUAAUAUUUAUGGCUAAUAGCAAUUACAUUGUAUCUAGUGAAACAACAAAUUAUCCAUCAGAUCUGGCUAAAACAAUUAUCUGUAUUAUAAUAUUUUUGGCUUAUAACUAUUAUUUAGUGAAACAAAAAUUCUAAAUAUUUUAGCUCUAAAAUGUUAAUAUUAGUUUCUAUAUAGUGUUCUUUGGUUAAGGAGAUUAUUAUAAUCUAAAAAUGGCAAAGACCCACUAGUCCUACUUACUUAUGAAAUUGCUUAAAAAAGACAAUAUCCUCAAGCUGUUGAGCAAAAUCAUUCUGAUCAGCAUGUGUGAAAUUAAUAUGAAUGCCUGUUUUUCAGUCUUCACAUAUGUUUUUGAGAAAUAGUAACGCAGUUAAAAUGGCAUUCUGAUUUUUGUUUUAAAUAUGUAUAAACUAGUAGUAUGUGUGCAUGCAUGAGAUGAUCUUUUUUUAAUUUCUCUCUAUUCUGAAGCACAAUCCAUGAUCCAUUCAUUUAUUAUUGUUACUUAACAAUUUUAUAAUCAGUUUGCAUUAUGUAUUCUUCAUUUCAAGUCUUAUAGAAUGACUGAAAACUAAAUCUGUGUGAUCUAUAGGUCAAUUUAAUCUCAUGUAUUAUCCUUCAAAUUCACAUGUUGAUUUUUGAAUAAGUAUUAAUUAAAACUGUAUUAUUUUUUUUUCUCUUUCUAAUUUUUUUUAAUUAAUUGUCUAUAUCUACAUAAUGAUGUUUCGGUAUUCUUUACUUUUCAGUAUAUUAAUUAAGACUAGAAUAUUUGAUAUUUUUCGCUCUCAAGUCUUGUUGAUGUUUCAUAAAAGAAUACAUUAUUAACUGAAAAUGUAUAAUUAAAUCUGCUUGUUUUCUUUUAUCUUGUCUUUAAUGGUAUAUACCAUAUGUUUCAAGUAUAUACAUGUAUCUAAUCAGGUGCAUCAAUAUAAUUGUAAGAAUUGAAAAAAAAUGCAUUGGCUGUAGUAUAUAAAUGAAAACCCAUCUAUUUAUUUUAUUUUUCAAUGUCAAAAAAGGGGGAGGGGUCAUUUAGAUUUAUAUGUAUGUAUCAAUUCUAGUGCACAUCAAAAAAGGAUAGAAAUGCAAUAAAUAUGUGCACACUUGUAUAAACUUGUCAGAAUUGCAAGUCUGUAAAGAUUUUCUGUAAUUCUUUUUUUUUAUAAUGUGGUAUAUACAUAUGUGUAUUAUAUAUAAAGAUAAAACUGGUGGUGUAUGACUGGGGAAGCGAGGGCUGGUAACCAGCCAAGUGUGCCUUAAUAAAUUCAACUUACAAAUGAUA